AUGAUCAAGACUCUCUCCAUCGCCGCGUCCGUGCUAACGCUGGCGACAACCGUACUGGGCGGCUGCGAAACCAUCAGCUACACCACCUGCGCUGAUAACAUUGUGCACUGGUACAACCCAACAAAUGGAGAAGUCUGCGACCCCCUCGACUGUGGAGGUGGUCGUGCCCCCGUCAAGUACGACGUCCCCUGUUGCGCAGCUUACAGAGGCACGGAACCCUGCGUUUCGACUACCUCUACUCUCUCUUGCUGGAAGCCCUCAUCUGUCUUGGCUUCUUCGACGGCAGCAUCCACCUCUGCUGAGGCUACUGAGGCUACUGUGACCGAGACCGCUAUUAUAUCUACUUCUACUGGGGCGGCGAAGACUUCCGAGAGUGAUCCUGGCAGUAGCACUGCGCCCAUGACCACCACUGCGCCGACUACUUCCAAUGCCGCGACAACGUCGAAGAGCGAAGAGUCUAGCAGUGGCUCGGUCGCAUCAAGUGAAUCUGCGUCACCUAGUGACUCCGCUGCAACCAGCAGCUCUGCUGCGCCGGUCUCCACUAACAUUGCGGGCGGCUUUGUUGGCUCGUUGAAGGCUGUUGCGGGUGCUGCGAUUGGAGCUAUUGUUCUUGUUUAA
Molecule: messenger RNA, 618 nt
Organism: Penicillium atrosanguineum
Lineage: Eukaryota; Fungi; Ascomycota; Eurotiomycetes; Eurotiales; Aspergillaceae
Exons: 1
Coding region: 1-618 (205 amino acids)
Source: RefSeq, a predicted model, not a curated record